CCAAUCUUUCCCAGAACAGGAACAGAACAGUCGUCCGAAAGCCCCUAGAAAACCUUGUUCGAAACCAAUUAUCCGGUACUUUUUCUCUUCUUGUGCUCACAGAAAUGGUUGAUGUAGCCGACAAGUUGGCGUAUUUCCAAGCGAUCACGGGCUUAGAAGAUCCCGAUUUGUGCACCGAUAUCCUCGCCGCCCAUGGCUGGGACCUAGAGCUCGCGAUCUCCUCCUUCACAUCCAACAACGCCGACCCGCCGCCUGAGGAACCAAUCGCCGGUACAUCCUCCACCGCCGACACUGUUUCCGCCAUACAACCCCGUGAAGCUUCUUCGCAGAGACCGGAAUCGGUUCCUAAUGCUGUUGGACCUCCAGGAUUGGCGUGGAAGUUGGUGACUUUGCCGAUUUCGAUUAUAUCCGGUAGUCUAGGGUUAGUCUCCGGCGCGAUUGGUCUCGGAUUAUGGGCUGCUGGAGGUGUACUAUCGUACUCGCUGGGAAUGAUCGGGUUGAAUUCUGGCUCGGGACGGGGAGGGGAAUCGUCCGAGCGGUUGGUGCCGGUGUCGGCGGCAGCGUCGGAGGCGAUGGAAUUCGUUGCGGGAUUCGAGAGGGAUUAUGGUGGGAGGACGAGGCCGAAUUUCGUGAGCGAAGGGUUUAUGGACGCGUUGCAGAGGUCGAGGAACGAGUUUAAGCUGCUGUUCGUUUACUUGCACUCGCCGGAUCAUCCAGACACGCCUCUGUUCUGCGAGAGGACGCUGUGCUCGGAGGUCUUGGCGGCGUUCGUGAACGAGAAUUUCGUGGCUUGGGGAGGGAGUAUUCGGGCCAGCGAAGGGUUCAAGAUGAGUAAUAGCUUAAAGGCCUCGCGGUAUCCUUUCUGUGCUGUGGUUAUGGCCGCCACGAAUCAGAGAAUAGCGCUGCUUCAGCAGGUCGAGGGACCAACAACUCUCGAAGAAUUGCUCACAAUAUUGCAAAGAGUGCUUGAAGAAAGUGCUCCAGUUCUUGUUUCAGCAAGGCUGGAUGCAGAAGAAAGGAGAAAUAACACGCGUUUAAGAGAGGAGCAAGAUGCUGCCUAUAGAGCAGCACUUGAAGCUGAUCAAGCUAGGGAACGCCAGAGAAAGGAGGAACAAGAACGCCUGGAGAGAGAAGCUGCCGAAGCUGAGAGGAAGCGCAAGGAGGAAGAGGAGGCUCGUGAAAGAGCAGAACGUGAAGCCGCGGAGAAAGAGGCUGCACUUGCCAGGAUACGACAAGAAAAGGCCUUAUCACUUGGCGAUGAACCGGAAAAAGGCCCUAAUGUUACACAAGUUUUGGUGCGGUUCCCUACUGGAGCACGCAAGGAAAGACGAUUCCACAGCACUGCAACCAUCCAAACUGUCUACGACUAUGUCGAUUCUCUGGGUUGUCUAGAUGUGGAGAGUUACAGCCUCGUCUCAAACUUUCCUCGGGUAGUUUAUGGAUCGGAGAAGCUUUUGUUAUCUUUGAAAGAAGCAGGAUUGCAUCCUCAGGCCAGCCUUUUUGUGGAGCUCAACUCUUAAGGGCUUAUAUAGUAACGUGAUAAAACAUUAGCUGAUUGAGGUCAUCCCAUUCCCCCAAGUAGAAUACUUCUUUUGCUUCUUCUUCCCUAUUAAACUUACUUGAUUGGGAGAAGUAUACAAUGAGGUCAUAUAGUUCCCUCUUAUCAUUAGGUGGAAUGUCUAGUUUUUUAUUUGUGCAAAUUCUUUUAGACAAUUGGUUUCGACAGUAGAAAUGGUAAUUCAAAUAAUGAUGCUGGUUCCAAACGUGUUAUUCUGUGGAGCUUUCGUUGCUCUUUUUUGUUCAAUGGUAAGUAUCGUCCAUCACGUCAAAA
Morus notabilis is the source of this 1831-nucleotide messenger RNA. Its product is annotated as plant UBX domain-containing protein 10. Gene Ontology annotation, molecular function: ubiquitin binding. NCBI's taxonomy places the organism in Eukaryota, Viridiplantae, Streptophyta, Magnoliopsida, Rosales, Moraceae. The record is from RefSeq and is a predicted model, not a curated record. Gene Ontology annotation, cellular component: endoplasmic reticulum. Bases 105 to 1520 code for a protein of 471 amino acids. The transcript is spliced from 4 exons.